This is a messenger RNA of Cetraspora pellucida, 1017 nucleotides long. The record is from the annotation of a GenBank genome assembly. Lineage: Eukaryota; Fungi; Glomeromycota; Glomeromycetes; Diversisporales; Gigasporaceae.
AUGAUUCAUGCUUUGAACGAAGCAUUAUCGAAAUUAUGGAAUGUAACUGAAAUUGAAGUGCCUAAUUUAUUGAAUAUUGAGAAGAACUUAUGCAUGGUAGAUGGACUUUUGAAGCCAUUUUUAGAACAAAAUGGUGAAAGUUUUGGCGGAUCUUAUAUAAAUGUAAAAAGUAAUAAAAUAAUCAUCAGGAUAGUAGAUGAAACAAAGAAGGAUAUUAUAUUAAAUUCACCUGAUAUACAACCACAUAGAGAAUUAUUAAUCUUUGAACCAGCACUAAAUUCUCUAUCAUCCUUAAAAAACUCGCUAUUGGAAAUAGUCGCAAAAUCGCGUACGCAUCGUCCAUUUGAUGUAUUAGGGUACAUUGACAUUGAAGAAAAUAACGUUAUCUUAUUUCUAGCUCAUAUAGCCGAUAGAAGUAAUAGAUCGUCUAUCAAUGCACGUAAUAAAUCGUUUAUAGACGCUAUCAUACAAUAUAAUCCUGUUAUACAUUAUUACGAUGUGAACGUGCAAGAGCAACCUUCCAGAAAACGACCUCGUAAUUCGACUGACACCAAGCGUGAUAUAAGUCAACAACUAAUAAAUGGGGAUGCUAUAUAUAAUACAGGUAAAGGUUCUAGAUGUACAGCGGGUUUUUGGGUAAUAGAUGAAGAUGAAAAUGAUUAUAUUGUAACUGCAGGACAUUGUAUUGAUCCUAGAAAUAGAACUCCUAAUCAUAAUACUUUUUUUAUGAAGCCGUUGAAUUCUUCUGAUAGAUUGUCAUCUAAUAAAGAAGAUGCAGUUGGCCCAAUGGGUUAUUCUUUUCAUCUUAAUGAUGUUAUCGAUGAUAUGAUUGUUACAAAUUUUUUUGGGGCUAAAGUUGAUAGUGGUGGUCCUGUUUUCUAUUUAAGGGAUUUACCUUAUGUGAGUCUACAUGGCAUUAUCUCAAGUGGUUUUAAUUCUAGAGAAUGGGGACCUUUUAAUUUUAUUGUAAAAGCAGAUUAUAUUAUUGGUGCAGCUGAUAGGACUAUUGAAUUGUAA